Messenger RNA from Striga hermonthica, 1563 nucleotides. The record is from the annotation of a GenBank genome assembly. NCBI's taxonomy places the organism in Eukaryota, Viridiplantae, Streptophyta, Magnoliopsida, Lamiales, Orobanchaceae.
AUGGCUGCAUCUAAAAGCAACACCAACAACCUCAUAGCCAUCCUUCUCCUCCUCCUCAGCCUCAUCUUCAUCCGAGCGGCCUCCUCAAAGGACAUCACCUGGUGGUGCGGCACCACCCCACACCCGGGCCCCUGCACCCAUUUCAUGGCCCACUACACAGCCCCACGAUCCCCACAGGACUUCCGCACCAUGACUAUCCAGGCGGCUCUCGAUCGCUCUCUGGAGGCCCAAUCGGAUGCCUGGCCCGGCCUGGCCCACUGCCGCAGCAAGCGGAAAGCCGUCGUCCUCCGAGACUGCAACAACCUGAUGGAAAAUACGGUCGUCCAGCUCAACACCACCCUCCAAAGCAUUCGCACCAAUGCCAGCUUCACGGGGUGGGACGUGCAGACGUGGCUCAGCACGGCCCUAACGAACAUCGAGAUCUGCCGCUCGGGCUCGCACGACCUCAACCUGAUGGGCUUCCGGAGCCCCAUCCUGUCCGGGAACGUGUCGGAGCUCAUCAGCAACAGCUUGGCCACCAACGGGGCCCUCCUCGAGAAGAAUUCGACGUCGGGUGGGUACUUUCCGCAGUGGGUGACGAGAAGGAUGCUGGUGGGGGAGGUGAGGGCUGAUGCGGUGGUGUCGAAGAGCAGGAGGGGGGAGUUCCGGUCGGUGCAGGCGGCAGUGGAGUGGGCGGUGGGGAGGAGGAGGCCUGGGAGCAGGCGACGGGUGGUGGUGCACGUGAGGGGAGGGGUGUACAGGGAGAACGUGCUGAUAGGGAGGACCAUGAAUAAUGUCAUGCUGGUCGGGGAUGGGCUGAGGCGGACCGUCAUCACAGGCGCUAGGAGUGUCACCGCUGGCUUCACCACCUACAGCUCCGCCACUGUCGGCGUGGACGGCAUCGGCUUCAUCGCACGUGGCAUCACAUUCCGCAACACGGCAGGCCCACGGAGUGGGCAGGCAGUGGCCCUCCGAUCAGCCUCCGACCUAUCGGUAUUCUAUGCGUGCUCAUUCGAGGGUUACCAAGACACGUUGUUUGUCCACGCUCAACGCCAAUUCUAUAAGUCGUGCUACAUCUACGGCACCAUUGACUUCAUCUUCGGCAAUGCUGCCGUCGUCUUUCAGAACUGCGUCAUUUACGUGCGGCGACCAGUGUGGGGCCAAGCUAACGUGAUCACGGCCCAGGGGCGAGGCGACCCUUUCCAGAACACGGGCAUCUCCAUCCAUAACUCUCGGAUCAUGCCCGCACCUGACCUCCGCCCCGUGGCCAGGUCCUACAGAACCUAUCUUGGUCGGCCUUGGCAGCAGUACUCACGAACCGUUAUAAUGAAGAGCUUCAUAGAUGGGUUUGUUAGCGGCCAGGGGUGGUCACAGUGGGAAGACUCCAACUUCGCGCUCACCACCUUGUACUAUGGGGAGUACCGUAAUUUUGGUCCCGGCGGGUCCACGAGGAGUCGCGUUAGGUGGCCUGGGCAUCACGUCAUCACAAGCUCUAACGUGGCAGCUAGGUUCACGGUGGGAAGCCUUAUCGCUGGCCGGGCGUGGUUGCCGUCCACUGGAGUUCCCUUUACGCCUGGCUUGUGA